Molecule: messenger RNA, 739 nt
Organism: Ceratina calcarata
Lineage: Eukaryota; Metazoa; Arthropoda; Insecta; Hymenoptera; Apidae
Gene: Hsc20
Product: iron-sulfur cluster co-chaperone protein HscB-like protein, mitochondrial
Exons: 3
Coding region: 257-739 (160 amino acids)
Biological process (GO): [2Fe-2S] cluster assembly
Cellular component (GO): mitochondrion
Molecular function (GO): protein-folding chaperone binding; ATPase activator activity
Source: RefSeq, a predicted model, not a curated record
UCACAAUAAUAUUUAAAACACAACUUUCGUGUCGAACACUAGGAUCACAAAUUGUAUUUUAUAACUCGAGAUGUUAUACGUAGUAUAUUAAGACACAUUAGAAGAAUAAAAUCAACAUAUUACACAGUUAAUAAUUCAUACGAACGAUCGACAAUUAACUAUAUUAACUUUUGCUUUGACUUAAAAGUUAUAAGCCUAUCGCUGCCUACCCUCAACUCUAAAACUUUUAAGGUUAUAAUAACCUCGUACUAAAAGUAUGAAUUCGAAGAAAAUACUGUUCAAUGUUACGAAAAACAUUUCGUGUUUAACUUAUAUGAGACAACAUCAACAAAGUCUAUAUUCACAUUAUGUAGACAAAAAUUAUGUCCUUCCGUCAAUUUUAGCAAAUGCUUUACGAUAUUCGAGUGAUAGCCCUUUGAAAUGUUGGAACUGCAAUUUUAUGUACAAAUCUGAUUUAUUUUGUUCCAAGUGUAAAGUUUUACAAGAACCGCCAGAAAAUAUAACUUAUUUCGAUAUAAUAGGUAUUCCGAAAAGUUAUGACGUUACAGUAGCAGACAUUCAGAAAAAGUACAUAGAACUACAAAAGUUAUUGCAUCCUGAUAAAUUCAGUACCAAAUCUGAGAAGGAGAAAGAGAUCUCUGAGAUGUUAUCUUCCUUAGUAAAUAAAGCAUAUAGUACAUUGUCACAUCCAGACUCCAUUUUCCUUAAAUAUCUUUCUUUGAAAACAGUUAAAAAAUAA